AAAGAAGGAGAGAAGAAGAAAGACGGAACCGGAUAUACCUAUACCGGUAGCGGAGAAAGAAUGGAGGUAGAUAAAGCAAAGUUCCGCACGGAGGGACGAUGCUACCGAUGUGGAGAAAAGGGACAUAGAAGCUUCGAGUGCAAAGACGCACAAAAAAGGAAGCCACAAUUUAAUGGUUUUUAA
Serpula lacrymans var. lacrymans S7.9 is the source of this 183-nucleotide messenger RNA. RefSeq lists its product as uncharacterized. Lineage: Eukaryota; Fungi; Basidiomycota; Agaricomycetes; Boletales; Serpulaceae. The annotation marks the transcript as partial. Gene Ontology annotation, molecular function: zinc ion binding; nucleic acid binding. The record is from RefSeq and is a predicted model, not a curated record. The transcript has 2 exons.